Molecule: messenger RNA, 2941 nt
Organism: Brassica rapa (field mustard)
Lineage: Eukaryota; Viridiplantae; Streptophyta; Magnoliopsida; Brassicales; Brassicaceae
Product: zinc finger protein ZAT8-like
Biological process (GO): response to chitin; response to stress
Source: RefSeq, a predicted model, not a curated record
AUACAGCUUUCUGGUUUCAAUUCAUUUCAUCUGUUUAGUUGUUGAUUAAUCUUAUUCCUGUUUGUUUUUCAUUGCCUUCAAACCCUCUACUUAGGCUUAGAUUGACCCAAAGAUGGUUGGAGGUAUUGAGAUUCCAUUUAUAAUAAGUAACAGCUUAUAUUCGUAUCAUCCGGAUCCUUAUAUUCGUAUUCCUAUGAUUUCGUUUACAGGAACUGACAACACCCAUUACUUGGCACUGGUACUUGAAACAUCUCAUUACUUGCAGUGAAAGCAACCGGCUCUAAUGCUUGGAUGUCUUGGAUACAGGUUCACGAAGACACAAUAGGUAGCAUCCCACUAAUUAUCAUCCACUCUAAUGUUUCGGCAACAACCUCAAUUGCAAAACUACAAUCACUAUUAUUUUGAGACUCUUCACUCUGUUUACAUUUUUACAUUUCGUCCACAUACAACUCUCAUUUUAUACUAUAAAUUAUCUAACAUGUGUGCAAACAUAUAAAAAUAAUAGAAAUAGAUUGUACACCCAUAAUAUUGAUAGGUAAAAAAGUAUACAUCGCAAAUUCUAAUGUAAGGACAUGUAUAUUAAUCAAUAACAUUUUUAAAUUUCAUAAAUAAUAUAUACGGAAAGAGUCAAAAAAUAGUAACCAACCCAUAACAUUCUCUUCCUACGAUCAACACUCUAAUCGACAAUAAAAAAAAGUAAAUAUAAACAUAGAUUCACAAUUACUUAAAAAUAAAAUAUAUAAUUAUAUAGUCGAAUAAGAGACACGAUAUAAAAUAAUGUAAAAAUGAAUAAAUCAACAAUUCUACAUCACUGAAAUAAAAACAUAAUAAAACUUCAAAUAAACAAUCUUAUUAAUCCUAAGAAAAAAUUAGUUAAUUGUAAUGCGAAUGAAAGUAAAUAAAUAUUAACAAUCAAUAAAAUGAUGAAUCAUAUUAAUAUAAAACAAAAUAUUUUAAAAUAAAACAAAUAUUAGACAAAAAUCAAACAUAUUUACUUUAACAAUUUAAAUUAUUUUUAAAUUAUCAUCCCGCCCGUAGGGCGGGCCGGUCCUAGUAAUGAAUAAAAGAACUUACGCUCAAUUCAAAAAAACAUAGCUUUUAGCUUUUCUGUAUAGGUGGUUAUUUGAAAAACUAGUUUCCUUAGAUUUUAGGGAAUCAUUUUUUCCAAAAUCUUGAUCAGCAAAAAAAAUAGUUUUUCAAAAACAAAAGUCAUAAACCAUUUCAAAAACUGAAAACAAUCAAGCUCCAAACGUAGAUUUCCAUUUUUUAAGGAAUGACUAGCUUUAGUUGACAAAAAAAAGGAAUGACUAGUUUCAUUUUAUCGAUGACGGUGAAUUACAAGAAUACCACUUUCACUAGCUUGCAGACCAAGUCAUUUUCUUUAACUAAUAAUAUCUUUACACACCCGACCUCGUUCCCCUAUAAAUACCAAACCACCACAAGUGAAACAACACAAACUACAAAGAGAAACACACAAAAGUGAAGUCAGUCAAAUUCAAUUCAAAACAAUCAACCAUGGUUGCAAGAAGUGAGAAUCUUGAUCGGACUGUGGAAGGUACGGCGGGAAAUAACGAAAAACUUGAGAGGACGGUGGAAGAUAAGGCGGCGAACUGUCUGAUGCUGUUAUCAAGAAUUGGAGAAAACGGCGGAGGAGGCCGAGAGAGUCGUGUUUACAGAUGCAAAACGUGUAUGAAAGAGUUCUCAUCGUUCCAAUCUUUAGGAGGCCAUCGCGCAAGCCACAAUAAACACGUUAACAACAGCAGCAGCGACGAACAGUCGUCACUUUCUUCGGGAUCCAUCGCUAAGACCAAGAGGAAGACCACGAACACAACAAGGUCGCAUCCUUGUCCGAUAUGUGACGUGGAUUUUCCGAUAGGACAGGCUCUUGGUGGUCACAUGAGGAAGCAUAGGAACGAGGAAGAGGCUAGCGGCGCGUUGGUUACACGCUCUUUUUUCCCUGAGGCGGCGACUUCGAUGAUUACGACAUUGAAGAAAUCGAGUAGUGGGAAAAGAGUUGCGUGUUUUGACUUGGGGCCAGAUUCUGUGGAGAGUAGCAUCAAUUUGAACUUGGAAUUAGGAAGUAGCAUGUACUGAUUUUCCAUAUUCAUCUGGAUAUAGUUCCUAUUCCUUAGUUUUAUAUAUAGAGUAAGCUAGCAUCUUGAUUUUGCAUAGAGUUGUUGUAUAUGGGAUAUGAUUUUACAUGAAAGCUCGCAGGGUUGAGAUAUGAAUGUUGCAGUAGUUUUGAAACUAGAAUAUAACCGUUGUUACAGGUCUAGUUGUUAUGGUUAACCACAACUGAAUUUGAAAAGUUUCAUGAUCACUGACAAUUCAGAACAGAUGUUUGUAUUUGAGUAAUGUCAAUGGGAAAAGCUACUGCGUAAUCAAAUAUAGUUUUUUGUUGGAAUAAAAAAGAAUAGCAUACAUUUUUUUAUUUGUUAUAUUUUAAAAAGUUUAAAAAUAUAUUUGUGAUCAAUGGUUGGAAAUUUUUUUCUAAUAACUAUACAAAUGAUGAUGGGUUUAUAUUUGUGAUAAAUAUACGAUCUUGAUCAUUAAUAUAUUUAUAAUCAUCUGUCAAAUUGAAUUACUCUAAAUAACAAAAACCUAAUAUCAUAUGUUUAUCUGGACGACGAUAUCAUGCUUGGACUAAUGCCUUUUGACUGAAAAUAUUAAAAUCAAUGCAUCACAUUUUAGUGGAUUUUUAACAAUUGUUGCAAGUCGAUAACAAAUGAAACUUUAUAAAAUUAAAUGAUUCAAUGCUUUUGAGAAGAAAAACACACAUGUACAUUUCAUUCAUUUAUAAUGGAUCAUGUAAAUAUUUUUAAACAUCAAAUUUCACUCUGUGCAAGGUACGGUCUUAUCCUAGUCUAAUGUUAUUGUUUGAGUCAAGCAUAUAACGAUUUUGCUUCUCAGUAUCGUAAACAUCACACGUAAAUAAUGGUUU